Molecule: messenger RNA, 1048 nt
Organism: Oreochromis niloticus (Nile tilapia)
Lineage: Eukaryota; Metazoa; Chordata; Actinopteri; Cichliformes; Cichlidae
Product: immunoglobulin kappa light chain
Exons: 5
Coding region: 1-909 (302 amino acids)
Source: RefSeq, a predicted model, not a curated record
AUGGUUUACCUGCAUCCUCAGACACAGCAGGGGCCUCUUCACCAUCACCAGCUUCCUCAGGCGCCCCUUCGACCAGCCUCCCCAGGAGGGCCAGACUACCAGAAAUGGCCCCCAUCCCUAACAGAGAGUUGCCAUGGUCAUCAAACACAGACUCCCUCAGUUAAAGCACGCCUGAAGUUCCAGCAAAAGCUCCACUGCCAGUUUGAUGUCGACCACAAGGGUGCAAAGGUCACUGUGGAGUGGCACAAGCAGCACCACGGUGAGAGGACCAAGCUCUUCAGUUACAACAGGCGCACAGGACAGACCCAGGGAAGUGGUGUUGGACUACGUGCCUUUGCAGCCGGAGAUGCCUCCUACACCCUCGCCUCCACCAUGAUAAGCAGUGAAGGGACCUACAUUUGUUCAGUGUCCGUGAAUCCACUAUUCGCCAGGGUGGAUAUAAAUCUGCAGAUUGAAGAGCCUCCCCAUGUCUCCCUCAAUGUGGGACCCAGUCUCUCACUAAUGGAGGGUAACAAGAGGAAGAUUGUGUGUGAGGCAAACAGCUACUACCCUCGGGAUGUGGAGAUAAUUUGGCACGAGCAGGAUCCAGUCGUGUUGGGCGCUCCACAUCCCAGGUCACUGGAGAAUGUCAUCCUUUCCUACCACAGAGAAAAUCGGGACAUGACCUUCUCGUUGUCGGGCUUCUUCUACCUCCAGGCUGCGCUCAGGGACUCUGGGAAAAAGUUCACAUGCAGCGUCUCCCAUCAGUCCCUGAAAGUACCCAUCACAAAGAGCUUCACCCUAAUUGUGGAAGAGCCAACAAACUGGAUGUUGUACCUCGCUGUGGGCUCUGUUAUGAUCCUGCUGUUGUAUGUGAAGCGGAGCUACCUGCACUCAGCAUGGAGAAAGUUAGCAGGUAAGGUGAUAUAAAAACAAACAAACUGGAGGACUGGGAACGGAGCGAGAGGAUGUGGCCCCAUUCUCAACACACAAGGCAAGCUGGCAAACUUUCCUUUCUGGGGUCCCCAUGGAAACAUCAGUGAAAGGUGGAUUUGUGUUGAUGUGUAAA